Messenger RNA from Trichoderma aggressivum f. europaeum, 1431 nucleotides. RefSeq lists its product as uncharacterized. Gene Ontology annotation, cellular component: cytosol. The transcript has 11 exons. The coding region runs from base 1 to 1431 and encodes 476 amino acids. The record is from RefSeq and is a predicted model, not a curated record. Gene Ontology annotation, biological process: thiamine biosynthetic process. Gene Ontology annotation, molecular function: phosphomethylpyrimidine kinase activity; hydroxymethylpyrimidine kinase activity. Lineage: Eukaryota; Fungi; Ascomycota; Sordariomycetes; Hypocreales; Hypocreaceae.
AUGAUCAACGGCAAGGUCUUGAUUAUUGCCGGCUCAGACCCUUCCGGGGGAGCUGGCUUGGAGGCAGACCAAAAAGUCCUUGCCGCGCAUGGCUGCUACGCAAUGGCAUCAACCACGGCACUAACCAUCCAAAACACAAAAGGCGUAACAGGAGUCCACGUCAUUCCAUCAGACUUUGUUGGAAAGCAGAUUGAAGCCUGUCUCGAAGAUGUCAUUGCCAAACUAGUCACCAAGUACAAAAUCCCAGCUCUAGUUGUGGACCCGGUCAUGGUCUCAACAUCAGGAGCCCAGCUCCUCCCCCACGAAGCCAUCGCCCAACUGUCCCAGCAUCUUCUCCCUCACACCACCCUCCUCACCCCCAACAUCCCAGAAGCAACCCUCCUCUUGACGCAGAAUGGCCAUGAAGUCGGCGAGAUACAGUCCGUCGCCGACGUCGAAGUCAUGGGGCGCAAGAUCCAGGAGCUAGGACCGAAAUGGGUCCUCGUCAAGGGCGGCCAUAUGCCGUUUCGACGAGACUUUUCAGUCGCAAAGACCAACGAAGAGCGAGACAUCAUUGUCGACGUUUUGAUUGGGCCAGGAGGCAGCGUAUUCCGCGUGGAGAGUCCGUAUCAAGAGAGCACGAGCACUCACGGAACGGGCUGCUCGCUGGCUUCUGCUAUUUCUGCUCGUAUUGCUCAAGGCGCCGACGUUCCUACAGCUGUCCGCGGAGCUUGUCGAUACAUCGAAGCAGGCAUCAAGACGGCUCCCCUGAUUGGAGGCGGAAAUGGACCGCUUGAUCACUUCCAUUCCACAUACACGCUUCCUUUCUCUCCAGGGUAUUUUGUCGAGUAUCUGCUUGAGCACCCGGCUGUUCGCGACGUGUGGAAGGAGUUUGUCUAUCAUCCCUUUGUCAUGGCCCUCGGCAACGGUACACUGCCCCUUGAGUCGUUCAAAGGCUACAUCAUCCAAGAUUACCUCUAUCUAGUUCACUUUUCUCGAGCAAACGCCCUAGCAGCAUACAAAGCAAAAAGCAUCGGCGACAUCUCAAGGUCCAACGAAAUCGUCACCCACAUCCUCCACGAAAUGAAGCUACACAUCAACUACUGCAACUCCUUCGGCAUCUCCGAGCCCGAAAUCCAAGCCACCGAAGAACUCCAAGGCGAAGACUGGCUCGCCCUCCAAAUGGCCCUCGCGCCAUGCCUCCUCGGCUACGGCGCCGUGGCAAAGAUGCUGCACGCACACGCGGCGACCGUCCGCGAAGGAAACACUUUCUGGGCGUGGAUCGAAAACUACAAUGCUGAUGACUAUGUGGAGGCGGUGAGACUAGGGAGCGAACUCAUCGAGAAGAAUAUCCGGUUACAGUCGCCGAGCCGGAUAGAAGAACUCGUCAAGAUCUUCGUACAUGCUACAAAGAUGGAGAUUGGCUUUUGGGAAAUGUUCCCAUACAAAUAG